CCAGAAUCCUAAUGCCCGGAGCUGUUGGUCGCCCAAAGCGCAAUGGAGCUCUCCGGAUUGGUCGACGUACCCCAGGUCUCCGUUCAAGGUCCGCCUCCUGCCUGCUUCCACUUCGGAAGAUAGACCAUGGCCCUGAGAGCAUGUGGCUUGAUCAUCUUCCGAAGAUGUCUCAUUCCCAAGAUGGACAACACUGCAAUUGAGUUUCUACUGCUGCAGGCAUCAGAUGGCAUUCAUCACUGGACUCCUCCCAAAGGCCAUGUGGAACCAGGAGAAAGUGACUUGGAAACAGCCCUUCGGGAGGCUCAGGAGGAAGCAGGCAUAGAAGCAGACCAGCUGACCAUCAUUGAGGGAUUCAGAAGGGAGCUCAAUUAUGUGGCCAGGGAGAAGCCUAAAACCGUCAUCUACUGGCUGGCGGAGGUAAAGGACUACGACGUGGAGGUCUGUCUCUCCCACGAGCACCAGGCCUAUCGCUGGCUGGGGCUGCAUGAGGCCUGCCAGUUGGCUCAGUUCAAGGAGAUGCAGGCGGUGCUCCAGGAAGGACACCAGUUUCUCUGCUCCACAGUGGUCUGAACUGACCAGAUCAGGGUCUUUUGCCUCCGUAGGAUCCUUGAGGGCUUCUGAGGUGAACUACCUUUGCUUCCAGGGAAGCCUGUGCUGGUCUUUGGCUCAUUAUAGCAGAUUGCAGACAGGCUGGUAAAAUCAGCUGAGGACCCUCAGAGAAGAGCAAGCAAAAAUCUCAGCUGGGUGGAAAGGAAGGGAAAGGAGUUUAAAAAAAAAAAAAAAAGGCCAAGCCCAGUGAGUGCAUCCUUAUACUUUAUGAAUAAACCUCAAGCAGCUUAUCUCUCCUUCUAA
Molecule: messenger RNA, 852 nt
Organism: Lagenorhynchus albirostris (white-beaked dolphin)
Lineage: Eukaryota; Metazoa; Chordata; Mammalia; Artiodactyla; Delphinidae
Gene: NUDT2
Product: nudix hydrolase 2
Exons: 3
Coding region: 127-570 (147 amino acids)
Biological process (GO): AMP biosynthetic process; ATP biosynthetic process
Molecular function (GO): bis(5'-nucleosyl)-tetraphosphatase (asymmetrical) activity
Source: RefSeq, a predicted model, not a curated record